AUGAGCAAGCGGGUGGGCGUCGACGACUUCGUCAUGAUCAGCGUUAUCGGCAAGGGCGCCUACGCCAAGGUCGUCCUCGCCAAGCACAAGGCCACCAAGCAGGUCUGCGCCCUCAAAAUCAUCAAGAAGAAGAAGCUCCUCAAGGGCACCAAGGAAAACCUCGCCCUCCUCGAAAAGGACAUCCUCACCCGCGUCAAGCACCCCUUCAUGCUCCGCCUCCUCUACUGCUUCCAGACCGAGGAAAAGCUCUUCUUUGUCCUCGAGUUCUGUCCGGGUGGGGAACUCUUCAACCUGAUCAGCCGCCUCCAGACCCUCUCCGAGGAGCACGCCAAGUUCUACGCCGCGCAGAUGCUCCUCGCCCUCCAUCACAUGCACACCCACCAGGUAGUCUAUCGCGACCUCAAGCCUGAAAAUGUCCUGAUCGCCCAUGACGGCUACGUCAAGAUUGCGGACUUUGGCCUCUGCAAGCGCAACUUCCUCACCGAAGAGGUCUUCUCGGUCUCAGGUACGCCUGAGUACCUGGCGCCCGAAAACCUGGAGCGCAGGCCCUGCUCCGAGGCCAUCGACUGGUGGGCCCUCGGCAGCAUCAUCUACGAGAUGCUGGUGGGCGAGCCUCCCUUCAUGGCCCCCAACCGCGAGGAGAUCUUCAGCAAGAUCAAGAAGGAAGAGGUCCGCCUGCCGCCCACGCUGAGCCUCGAGUGCCAAGACCUACUUCGGCGGCUGCUCGCCAAGAAGCCAGGGGCUCGGCUCGGCGCCAAGGGCGUCGAGGAGAUCACGGGACACCCCUGGUUCAGCAAGAUCAACUGGGACAAGCUGCUGGCCAAGGAAUACCGAGCUCCUUACGUGCCCCACCUGAAAAGCGAGCUGGACCUCUCCCACUUCGACGAUGAGUUCCUCAAGACAAACGUCUAG
Molecule: messenger RNA, 912 nt
Organism: Hippocampus zosterae (dwarf seahorse)
Lineage: Eukaryota; Metazoa; Chordata; Actinopteri; Syngnathiformes; Syngnathidae
Product: serine/threonine-protein kinase Sgk1-like
Exons: 1
Coding region: 1-912 (303 amino acids)
Biological process (GO): protein phosphorylation
Molecular function (GO): protein serine/threonine kinase activity; ATP binding
Source: RefSeq, a predicted model, not a curated record